Messenger RNA from Talpa occidentalis (Iberian mole), 1752 nucleotides. RefSeq names its product glutathione peroxidase 7 (gene GPX7). The transcript has 4 exons. The coding region runs from base 121 to 885 and encodes 254 amino acids. The record is from RefSeq and is a predicted model, not a curated record. Lineage: Eukaryota; Metazoa; Chordata; Mammalia; Eulipotyphla; Talpidae. Gene Ontology annotation, molecular function: glutathione peroxidase activity. Gene Ontology annotation, biological process: response to oxidative stress.
AGCUGCUAAUUCUGGUGUCAACUUCAGAAUCCUAAACCAUGGCUCUGGGGCUCAGGAAGCCCAAAGAUCCCGCCGAGCCUGGGGGGAAACUGAGGUCCAGAGCCUGGCGCACCACCGCAGAUGCAGGGGCAGGGAUGGAGCAGCGUCUGGCCUCGCGGACGCGUGGCGCCAGAGCCGCCUCCUUCCGCCCCCCACGAAGGGCUCCCCCCGCCGGGUCUUUGCCCUCACAACGCCACCACCUCGGAAGCAAGUCAUGGGAGCAGCAGUGGCGGCGGUGUGGCUGCUCCUGUGGGCCGCCGCCUGCGCGCAGAGGGAGCAGGACUUCUACGAUUUCAAGGCGGUCAACAUCCGGGGCAAGUUGGUAUCGCUAGAAAAGUACCGUGGUUCGAGAGCAAUGCCAACUUUAGUAAGAAAAGUACUCUGAACCUUGGAUUCUCAAUUAUGCUGGGAGUCCUGGAGGUAUCCCUGGUGGUGAAUGUGGCUAGUGAAUGUGGCUUCACAGACCAGCACUACAGAGCCCUGCAACAACUGCAGCGGGACCUGGGGCCCCACCACUUCAACGUGCUUGCCUUCCCCUGCAAUCAGUUUGGCCAGCAGGAACCUGACAGCAACAAGGAAAUUGAGAGCUUUGCUCGCCGCACCUACAGUGUCUCUUUCCCCAUGUUUAGCAAGGUCGCGGUCAUUGGCACUGGUGCCCACCCUGCCUUCAAGUACCUGACUGAGACUUCUGGAAAGGAGCCCACCUGGAACUUCUGGAAGUAUCUGGUGGCCCCAGAUGGAAAAGUGGUAGGGGCUUGGGACCCAACUGUGUCAGUGGAGGAGAUCAAGCCCCAGAUCACAGCGCUUGUGAGGAAGCUCAUCUUGAAGAAGCGAGAAGACUUAUAACCACUUUCCCUCCUCUUCCCAUGGCCCUCAUCCCUUCCCCAUCUUGCAUAUGUGACCAAGCAAACUCAAAUGGUGCUUCAUAGGGAGAGACUAUUGACUCUCCUUGCUGUGCUCGUAUCCCACCUACCCCAUCAUUCCUGUGGUGGGAGAAAAAUUCUAAUAUUUUUUAUUAUUUGAAUCUUAGUGCAACCUAUAGGAACGCCUGACCAGUGAGUGCUCUUGACCAGUAAGAACCUCUAGCUCAUGAUCAUGUGGCAGAUGGAAAUAUAUCAAGCAAUAAAAUGCCUAUUAAGAACUCUAUAAAAUGGGGCUAAUUCCUACCUCACAGAGUUGUUGUGAGGGUUAGGAUAAAAAAAAUCUAUGAAAGUGGCUAGGGCAGUGCCAGCUAACUAGGAAGUAAUUUAAUACAUGUGUCACAUGUAUUUAAUACAUUGCACAUAAAGGGGGGGGGAAAAACCCUAAAAGACAAACUUGUGAUCAAUGAAAAUUUGUACUCAAUAUGAAUUCCUAGACAAGAACCCAAGCCAAACAUUUACUGUUGUUAUUGUUUUUCUAUGUAUUAUUUUUUUACUUACUAAAGUAAUACAAAUUCAUUGUGAAAUAAUACAGGAUGAUAAAAAAUGAAAAUGAACAAGCAUCUGCCUCAUUUUCUAUACUCUUACUUUCUGGAGCUGAACACUUUGUUUAGCAAUGUGGUACUAAAGCUUCCAAGCCUAUUUUUAUCAAGUUGAUCAUUAUUGCCAAUAAGAAUUCAGUGACCAAAAGUACACUGCAAUAAUAAACAGGCAAAAGACAUAUGAAUAGAUAAUUUGCAGAAGAAUAUUGAUGGAUGAUAAGGAUGUGAAGAGAUGCCUCAUUCAAGUUGGA